Molecule: messenger RNA, 1797 nt
Organism: Lynx canadensis (Canada lynx)
Lineage: Eukaryota; Metazoa; Chordata; Mammalia; Carnivora; Felidae
Gene: FOXA1
Product: forkhead box A1
Exons: 2
Coding region: 58-1497 (479 amino acids)
Biological process (GO): cell differentiation; regulation of transcription by RNA polymerase II; anatomical structure morphogenesis
Molecular function (GO): transcription factor binding; RNA polymerase II cis-regulatory region sequence-specific DNA binding; DNA-binding transcription factor activity, RNA polymerase II-specific
Source: RefSeq, a predicted model, not a curated record
GCUGCCCCGUCGCUUCGCACAGGGCUGGAUGGUUGCAUCGGGCAGGGUGGCUCCAGGAUGUUAGGGACUGUGAAGAUGGAAGGGCAUGAGAGCAGCGACUGGAACAGCUACUACGCGGACACACAGGAGGCCUACUCCUCGGUCCCCGUCAGCAACAUGAACUCGGGCCUGGGCUCUAUGAACUCCAUGAACACCUACAUGACCAUGAACACCAUGACCACCAGCGGCAACAUGACCCCAGCUUCGUUCAACAUGUCCUACGCAAACCCGGGCCUGGGCGCCGGCCUGAGUCCGGGCGCGGUGGCUGGCAUGCCAGGAGGCUCCGCGGGCGCCAUGAACAGCAUGACGGCUGCGGGCGUGACGGCCAUGGGGACAACGCUGAGCCCCGGCGGCAUGGGCGCCAUGGGCGCGCAGCCCGCGGCCUCCAUGAACGGCCUGAGCCCCUACGCCGCUGCCAUGAACCCGUGCAUGAGCCCCAUGGCGUACGCGCCGUCCAACCUGGGCCGCAGCCGAGCGAGUGGCGGCGGCGACGCCAAGACUUUCAAGCGCAGCUACCCGCACGCCAAGCCGCCCUACUCGUACAUCUCGCUCAUCACCAUGGCCAUCCAGCAGGCGCCCAGCAAGAUGCUCACGCUAAGCGAGAUCUACCAGUGGAUCAUGGACCUCUUCCCUUAUUACCGGCAGAACCAGCAACGUUGGCAGAACUCCAUCCGGCACUCGCUGUCCUUCAACGACUGCUUCGUCAAAGUGGCGCGAUCCCCGGACAAGCCAGGCAAAGGCUCCUACUGGACGCUGCACCCGGACUCCGGCAACAUGUUUGAGAACGGUUGUUACUUGCGCCGACAGAAGCGCUUCAAGUGUGAGAAGCAGCCAGGGGCCGGGGGCGGAAGCGGGAGCGGAGGCGGCGGCGGCGGCGGCGGCGGCGGCGGCGGCGGCGCCAAGGGCGGCCCGGAGAGCCGCAAGGACCCCUCGAGCGCCGCCAACCCCAGUGCCAAUUCUCCCCUUCAUCGGGGCGUGCACGGUAAGGCGGGCCAGCUAGAGGGCGCGCCGGCCCCCGGGCCGGCUGCCAGCCCCCAGACUCUGGACCACAGCGGGGCGACAGCGACAGGGGGCGCCUCGGAGUUGAAGACUCCAGCCUCCUCGGCGGCGCCCCCGAUCAGCUCUGGGCCAGGGGCACUGGUUUCUGUGCCUCCCUCCCACCCGGCGCAUGGCCUGGCACCCCACGAGUCCCAGCUGCACCUGAAAGGGGACCCCCACUACUCCUUCAACCACCCCUUUUCCAUCAACAACCUCAUGUCCUCCUCGGAGCAGCAGCACAAGCUGGACUUCAAGGCGUACGAGCAGGCACUACAGUACUCGCCCUAUGGCGCUGCGUUGCCCGCCAGCCUGCCGCUCGGCAGCGCCUCGGUGGCCACCAGGAGCCCCAUCGAGCCCUCAGCCCUGGAGCCAGCGUACUACCAAGGUGUGUAUUCCAGACCCGUCCUAAACACUUCCUAGCUCCCUGGGACUGGGGGUUUGUCUGGCAUGGCCAUGCUGGUAGCAAGAGAGAGAGACACACAGAGAGAAAAUCAACAGCAAACCAAACCACACAUAUCGAGCCGACAACAGCAUAAUAAAAUCCCAACUAUUUUUAUUUCAUUUUUUUUGUGUGUGUGUGCACAACCUUUUCCCCAGUGCAAAGGACUGUUACUUUGUUAUUGUAUUCAAAAUGCCUUGUGUAUAUUAUUACAAAGAAAACCCAUCCCAAACCAACAAAAAAUUUUUUCCUGCCAAGUUUAACGAUCCACAAAUGUAUAU